Messenger RNA from Zerene cesonia (dogface butterfly), 2578 nucleotides. RefSeq names its product U3 small nucleolar RNA-associated protein 14 homolog A. The transcript is spliced from 3 exons. Gene Ontology annotation, cellular component: nucleolus; small-subunit processome. Bases 136 to 2475 code for a protein of 779 amino acids. NCBI's taxonomy places the organism in Eukaryota, Metazoa, Arthropoda, Insecta, Lepidoptera, Pieridae. Gene Ontology annotation, biological process: rRNA processing. The record is from RefSeq and is a predicted model, not a curated record.
AUAUGUCAAAUUACAACGAGGAUCGUGAAAUGUCACGUGUUGUGCUGUGUUUUUAAAUUAUUUUAGGUUAAAUUAAAAACAGAAUAACUGUCUGUAUAAUAAUUUGCAUUACAUUGUUGUUGAUAAAACUUGAAAAUGGAGGAGAACGAUGAAUAUGAUGUUAUAUCUACGGAACACGAUAAUUUAAUAAGUGCGAUUACAAAGUUGGAUAAAACGCAACAUAUUUCGGAACCAACUCGGAAUGAGCCUACAAAUCAGAAUUCGGAAUUUAAUUUGAUAAAGAAAACUAAUAAAUUAGAUCUUAGCCAAGUAGUGAAUGUGCUUAAAGAUACAGCUCAGCACGCAAAAAUAACGAAACGAUUAAAGAAUACACAAGAUAAAUCUAAUGUGCUUGCAAAGCCAUUAGAAAAACCUGAAGCAGAACGUAUCAAAAGAUCUACGGGCUAUGAUAUUACGAAGGAGAAAAUAACGAAAUGGGAUCCAGUAGUGGCAAGGAAUCGUACCGUGGACUUCGUGUCGUUUCCACUAAAAUCUGCGAAAACAAAAAGAGAAUAUCCCACAAAAGUUAUAUUGUCAAAUCUAAAGUUAAAAUCGACUCUUGAAAAAGAAUUGGACGAAAUACAUCCUCCUCUAGAAGCAGAUGAAGAUAUGGAGGAACCAAGUUUUCCAAUGACUUAUGAAGAAAUGCUUGAGCAUAGACAACAACUGGCUAAACUGAGGGCACAGCAAUCAUAUAAAGCUGCUAAAGCUAAAAGGCAGAGCAAAAUAAAAAGUAAAAAAUAUCACCGUAUACUGAAAAAAGAAAGACUGAAACAACAGCUAAAGGAAUUUGAAGACUUACAAAUAAAAAACCCAGAGGAAGCUCUAAAGAAAUUAGAAGAAUUAGAGAAGGCAAGAGCAUUAGAACGACACACAUUAAGGCACAAAAAUACUGGAAAAUGGGCAAAGAGUAAGCUUGUUAGAGCAAAGUAUGAUAAAGAGGUGAGGCAACAACUAGCAGAACAAUUAGCUGUCAGUAGGGGUUUAACCCAAAAAACCCAAGAUACAGCUAGUACUGAUGAUGAAGCUGAUGAGAAUGAAAUAGUACCAGAUUUAACACUAGCCCAAGAUCCUAUGAAUCCAUGGAUGAUGAAAAGGCCUGAUAAGAGCAAUGUUAAUGAAGAAUUUAAUUUUGGCUACAAAAAGUACUUGAAAGACAAAAUGUGCAAACAGAAAGACGAAAGUGACAGUGAUGAAGAAGAAAAUAAUGAAGCCAGUGAUCUAUCUGACCUAAAAAAUAAUAUACUGAAAUUGGGUAAUGCGGUUGAAGAACUUGAUGAAUUUACAAUAGAGGAUGAAGGUAAUGAAACUGUAAGCAAGAGUAAAACAACUUUUUUGGAGAAUGAACAUAAACAAAUAUCUAAAAAUGUAGAUGAUAGAGAAGGAACUAUUAAAACAAAGUUAAAAACCAAUGCCAAAAACAAAAUUGGCAAACAAACUAAGAAAGUAGUAUCAACUUCAAGUUGGGUUGUUGAAGAAAUUGACAUCAAUAAUAAGACUCAGACAGACAACAAAGAUGUUUCUGAAGUAUUUAAAAAAUUAGAAAACAAAAUUGCAAUUCAAGUUGACAAGAAGUUACAGAAACUAAGGCAAGAAAUAAAAAAACUGGAAAAUACACCUAAAUCAAAUAAUAUUGGCAAAAUGGAAAAUCAUGAGGACAAUUUAGAGUCCUUGAAAUUCAAGAAAAGGAACCAAAAACCCUUUAUUGAUGAAGAACUAAUAGAAACUACAAAUAAUCAUCCUGAGGAUACACCACUUCAAAAUAAAAUAUCUAAUAAACUAAUUCAAUCCUCAGAAACUCUAAUAGAUACAAAAGCUGAUUUAGACAUUGAUCCAAAUAGGUUUAUAGAAGUAAAACCAAAAUAUUUAAAUACUGCUGUUCCACAAGGAGAAAAUGAUUUAGAUGAACUAGAUGAUGAUGAACAAAUUGUACCUAAAGUUGAUAUUGAAGAAGUCUUUGAAGAGGAUGAUGUUGUUGCCAGUUUUAGACAAGAAAAACAGGAUGAAAUAAACAAUGACAGGCCUAAAGAAAUAAAUUUAAGACUUCCAGGUUGGGGUAAUUGGGGAGGAAAAGGUGUGAAGGCACCUAAACGUAGAAAGAACAGGUUUAUAUCAAAGCCAAUACCUAAAAUACCAAGACGUGAUGAAAAUAAAGGUGAUGUUAUAAUCAAUGAGAUGCAGUUGCCUCAGCUGAAAGCUCACAAGGUAUCUGAAUUGCCUUUCCCAUUUACAAGUGUGAAAGAUUAUGAGGCAUCUAUCAGAGCACCAAUAGGUAACACAUUUAUACCUGAAACAGCUCAUCAAAAAUUAAUUAAACCGAGUGUUAUUACUAAAGCUGGUACUAUUAUUGAACCAAUGGAUGAAGAACAGCUAAUGGUCAAACGAAACUUAAAAUUCAGUAACCAAAAUGUCAUUAAACUUUUAGCAAAAAAAUAAAACAAAGAAUAAUAGUCAAAAUAUGUUUUUAUUAAUACUUAAUCCUAAACACCAACUCGCACAGGCGGAGAUACAAGAAUAACACCAUCUCCUCUUACAAAAA